AUGGCUACCGGUACAGGCUCUACCAGAACGCUCGCUGCUUCGACGGCCGCUGCGUCUCUACAUGGCAUGGCCCAGCUGCGUCCACCACCGGCGUUUGACUUUGACAAGCCCAGCUCCUGGCCCACAUGGCUGCUGCAGUACGAGGACUACUCGUUCGCCACUGGACUUUACGCCGCUCCGACGGAGGUCCAGGUGCGCUCUAUGCUCUACUGCAUGGGCCCACAAGCCAGGGUGGUCCUCGCGUCCACCACGCUGGGAGAUGCGGACCUGAAGGACGUCGUCACCGUAAAGAAGGCGUUCAACGACCACUUCGUCCACCCACCGAAUGAGCUGUACGAGUCUGCUCGUUUUCACCGCCGUACGCAGCAGCCGGGUGAGUCGGCCGACGCAUUCUACACUGCGCUUCGGACGAUGGUCAAGCGUUGCAACUAUUCCUCGCCCGACAUCCAGGAGCGUCUUGUCCGAGACCGUUUCCUCGUGGGCUUGCUUGACCGCAAGCUCUCGGACCAGCUUUGUCGGAACCAGAGAUUGACGUUGCAUGAAGCGCUCACGCACGUUCGCCAGCACGAAGAUGCCGAUAACGAACGCAAGGCUCCUGACUCGGCUGAUUCAUCGACGCUCGCCAUCAACGCCGCUCGCGUUCGCACCAACGUCGCUCGCAUUCGCAAGGAAAAGGCAGCGUCAGCGUCUCCUGAUAGGACAACGCAGCAGCUGUGCCCAUUCUGCGGACGCACAUCGCAUCCUCGCGCCGACUGUCCGGCUCGCAGAGCGUCCUGCAAUUUUUGCCGCAAAAGUGGCCACUUCGAGAACGUGUGCCUUAAGAAGAAACGCGGCAGCAGGAAGCGCACACCGAAACCUUCUGCCAGCUCCAUCGAGCUACAUGCAGUUGCCGGAGAGCGUCCGAACGCGAAGUUCGUCGAAGUACUCGUCGAUGGGUGUCCACUUUCCUUCGAGGUGGACUCUGGCGCCGAAGUUUCUAUCCUACUCUACGUCCUGGCAACCAAGACGGUCCCGCUGCUGGGCUUCCCGGCAAUCCAGGCCUUGGGCGUCUGCACGUUUGUUGACCAAGUCUCGGGGACUCCACAGCCCUCGGGGGACUUUCGUCUCGAUUCCAGCCUCUUCCGAGGACUUGGGUCACUCCCCGAAGCCUACACUAUAAGGCUGCAACCCAACGCUACGCCUUUCUGCUUGAGCGUAUCCCGGCGCCUUCCACUUCCUCUCCGCGACAUCGUCAAGACUGAGCUUGACAAGCUAGAAGCAGAGGGCGUGAUUCGUCGUGUGGACACACCCACGGACUGGUGUGCUGGACUGGUUGUCGUCCCCAAGGUCUCGGGCGGUUAUCGGCUUUGCGUGGACUUGACGCGCCUCAACAAGGUGAUUCCCCGAGAGCGUCACGUGCUUCCAACUGUGGAACAAUGCCUCGGAUUGCUCGGAGAAGCCACAGUUUUCUCCAAGCUAGACGCGACGUCGAGCUUCCACCAAGUCAAGCUGUCCCCGGAGUUGCAAGAAUACACCACGUUCAUAACCCCGUUUGGCCGCUACUGCUUCAUCCGACUGCCGUUUGGGAUCGCGUCUGCACCGGAGUACUUCCAGCGGCAGAUGUCCGGAUCCUCGAAGGCCAAGCGGGUGUGGUAA
Messenger RNA from Dermacentor silvarum, 1635 nucleotides. RefSeq lists its product as uncharacterized. The record is from RefSeq and is a predicted model, not a curated record. The coding region runs from base 1 to 1635 and encodes 544 amino acids. The transcript is spliced from 2 exons. NCBI's taxonomy places the organism in Eukaryota, Metazoa, Arthropoda, Arachnida, Ixodida, Ixodidae. Gene Ontology annotation, molecular function: nucleic acid binding; zinc ion binding.